Messenger RNA from Daucus carota subsp. sativus, 1275 nucleotides. Its product is annotated as pyridoxal 5'-phosphate synthase-like subunit PDX1.2. Gene Ontology annotation, biological process: amino acid metabolic process; pyridoxine biosynthetic process; pyridoxal 5'-phosphate biosynthetic process. Bases 166 to 1131 code for a protein of 321 amino acids. The record is from RefSeq and is a predicted model, not a curated record. The transcript has a single exon. Gene Ontology annotation, molecular function: amine-lyase activity. NCBI's taxonomy places the organism in Eukaryota, Viridiplantae, Streptophyta, Magnoliopsida, Apiales, Apiaceae.
UGGAACUGACAAAUUAACACCGCCCCACACCUCCUUUUAUAUUGUCACCUCACUACCAAACACCCAUCUUAAAUCUCAAACUAAAAAAAACAUCAUAAGCUGUAACUCAGUCCUUUAGAUAACUCUCAACUUCUUUGCAGAAUUCCAUCAAACACUUGGUGUGCAAUGGCCGAUGACAAUGCCGUUACCAUCUACAGCAACAGCGCCAUCACCGACACCAACAAGAAGAAGAAUUCAUUCACUAUCAAAGUUGGGCUGGCCCAGAUGCUUCGUGGUGGCGCGAUUGUCGAGGUCUCUGACCCUGAUCAAGCCAAGAUCGCUGAAUCUGCUGGAGCUUGUUGUAUUAUUGUUAAUGAGAUUGUCGAAUCGGGUAUUUCUCGGAUGCCUGAUCCGUCUUUAGUGAAGGAGAUUAAAAGGGUUGUUUCGAUUCCUGUGAUGGCGAAGGCCCGUGUUGGGCAUUUUGUGGAAGCGCAGAUUCUUGAAGCUGUUGAGGUUGAUUAUAUUGAUGAAAGUGAAGUUCUUGCUGUUGCUGAUGAGAAUCAUUUCGUGAAUAAGCAUAAUUUCCGUGUUCCGUUUGUUUGUGGGUGUAGAGAUUUGGGAGAGGCGUUGAGGAGAGUGCGAGAAGGGGCUGCUAUGAUUAGGACUCAAGGGGAUAUCAGUAAGUUGGGGGACAUUGUUACAACAGUUGGUAAUGUGAGGAAAGUGAUGGGGGACAUUAGGGUUUUGUCUAAUAUGGAUGAUGAUGAGGUUUUUGCGUUUUCAAAGAAAAUUGGUGCUCCUUAUGAUAUCGUGGCCCAAACUAAGCAAAUGGGCAGGCUUCCUGUUGUGCAUUUUGCUGCUGGGGGGAUUUCUACUCCUGCGGAUGCUGCGUUAAUGAUGCAGUUGGGAUGUGAUGGUGUUUUUGUUGGACCGGAGGUUUUUAGUUGUGCUGAUCCGUAUAAGAAAGUGAGGGCAAUUGUGCAAGCUGUUAGGAACUACAGUGAUCCGCGGGUGCUGGCAGAGGUCAGUUCGGGGUUCAAUGAAGCAAUGUCUAGGUUUAAUCUUGAUGAGAAUAGUGUGGAACAAUUUGGCACUAGGUUUAAUCUUGAUGAGAAUAGUGCGGAACAAUUUGGCACUAGGGGUACUUAUUAGUUGGAAGUUCUUGUUUUGUUCCUUUUGUUUCAAGUGUGUGUAUGAGAGUUUGUGUUCAGUCAACUUAAGUGUGUAGUCUGUCUUGUUUUUGUAUGCCAAAUGCAGUUAUAUGAAUAUAAAUGAUAAAUAAAUGUUUAUGAGCUA